UUACGGACCUAAAAAGAGUGUCGGACCCCUCUAAAACGACGUCGGCCCAUGAAACUCUUCUAUAAAUAUCCCUCCCACGACAAAUGCAAUCUCCUUCUUAAACCCUAAUCCAUCGAAAACCCUAGCCUCCUCCUCUCACAGUAAUCUUCAGCACAAUGACCGGAGAAGCAGUCAACCCUAAAGCUUACCCCUUGGCCGAUGGUCAGCUCACCAUCACCAUUCUCGACCUGGUUCAGCAAGCCUUCAACUUCAAGCAGCUCAAAAAGGGCGCCAACGAAGCUACUAAGACCCUGAACAGAGGUAUUGCUGAGUUCAUUGUGAUGGCUGCUGAUACCGAGCCGCUUGAGAUUCUUCUUCAUCUUCCCCUCUUGGCUGAAGAUAAGAAUGUGCCCUAUGUGUUCGUGCCUUCGAAGCAAGCUCUUGGACGAGCCUGUGGUGUCUCAAGACCUGUCAUUGCUUGUUCUGUGACAACAAAUGAGGGUAGCCAAAUGAAAGUCCAAAUACAACAGCUCAAGGAUGCCAUUGAGAAGCUCCUUAUCUAAACUAUUGUGGAGCAUAGUUGGUGUGAUUCGGUGUGAUGGGCCUCUCAGACUAUAGUGGUUGCUACUUCAGAGGCUUGGACUGAUGGAGUUGUACUACUAGGAAAAUUUUUAGUGUUGACUUGUAUUAAAGUUUUUAUUUCUAUGAACUGCUAAGCAGCCAACUCUAAACUCUAUUUGCAAGUAUAAGAUUGUAACAACUUGCAUAAUAUGAAUUGAGUUAUUUGCUUUUAUCUUU
Rosa chinensis is the source of this 777-nucleotide messenger RNA. Its product is annotated as NHP2-like protein 1. The transcript is spliced from 5 exons. Gene Ontology annotation, molecular function: RNA binding. Gene Ontology annotation, cellular component: precatalytic spliceosome; nucleolus; small-subunit processome. The record is from RefSeq and is a predicted model, not a curated record. Lineage: Eukaryota; Viridiplantae; Streptophyta; Magnoliopsida; Rosales; Rosaceae. Gene Ontology annotation, biological process: maturation of SSU-rRNA; ribosome biogenesis; mRNA splicing, via spliceosome. The coding region runs from base 156 to 542 and encodes 128 amino acids.